CCUUGCAAUGUUGAGGCACCUUGACAUUGUGUGCACAAUAAAAAUCAUCGUCAGCCGCCACAUGGCACAGUUUCCAAUGCCAACGCUUAACUUUCACGGCUCCUUUCUUCUGCCCGACAUACCACUCCUAUAUAACACAUAAAGCAGCUGCCGUUGGAGCUCAAUGGUUACGGUUACGACGGAUAUAGCACCUGCACAAAACCGUAUCGAAAUGCAAGAGCCAAAUUUCCCGAUUUGCCGUGCGAUUUUAACACUCAAUCAUGGUGCAUGGUACCUGGAUCAACGUACCCGUGGCACGCAGUCCGACGGUUCGUAUUCGAGAAUCACGGUUUGAUGAAACGCAUGUACGGCGAACAGCGACACAUAUCGGUGCUGCGCGCUGACAUGGACACCAACGACAUCGAAGGUGGCGUCUGGAACCGGCGGCGGGAGGAGUCGUCGUUGAACCGCUACGACUCGCAACCGUCGCCGCCUGCACCAACCUCGGGAACCUCCACCGGCACCGCUACAGUUAGCAAAGCUAGUAGUAUUACCACAACCACGUCAGCGACGACGACCACCGUGAACAAGACCACGACCACCGCGUCCACAGCCCGGCCGUCCAACGUCACCGCCACGCCCGUGGCCGACGUCGUGCCACCCACGACGACCACCGUCGCGGAAGACGUGGAAGACAGCACCGAGGACGACGUUACCGUGGACGACCAGUUGCAGUUCGAAACCACCACCGAACCGAUAGCGUCGACCCAACGCACCGACCAGGUACAGGAGCAACCGGGAUUCUUCCAGGAGUCGACCGGUGGCGACGCGGACAACACUCAGAAAUCAAAAGGCAUUAACGCUUGCCCGGUAAAGGAAGAGGUGGUCGCGCCUUUCUGGGCGAACAACACUCGCGGCGAAGUGCUCGCGCUGCUUAAUCUCUACCCGUUCGAGCAGUACGUCCACUGGGAGCGAUGCACGUUCGAGAACAAGCAGAUGUUCUGCCGCCAGGGCUGCCGGUGCGAACAGCAGUACCGCUUGCACAGGCUGCUCGCCUACGACCCGUCCAAUGACUGCCGCGGUAUAUUCUCCGACUGGUUCAGGUUCCCGUCGUGCUGCGUGUGCCGUUGCUACGAUCUGCCCAACGACUUGAGGAUCACGUCCCGCAGUCCACGCACCGACGGAGACGACGGCGCCGGCAGCAACAGCAACGGAAACAGCAACGACCUCGACACGUGGUUCCAAAAUCCGUUGAGCUCUUAACUUUUACUUUUCUUUACACGAUAUUAUUGUAUUUUUAUAACGUAUCCGUGUUUUAUCUUUAUUCUCUCAUUCUUUCUCUCUCUCUCUCCUACGAUAAUAUUAUCUGUCUCCACGCAUCAUCUAUACUGUUGGGCAAAAACAAAAACCACUUGCAGAUCGGAGGGUCAUUUGAAUGAUUAUACCGCACGUUUAUAUAUCAACAAUUUAAAACCUAUACAUUUCGAUACCUAAACAUAAGUACCUACCUACGUUCGUUUUGAAUUGUUUCUAAGUUUACUAAAGAAUUGAGAUAAAUACCAGAGUACGUACUAAAUAAUAUUAAUUAUAGAUAAAUACGAUCAAUACUCGUCACUCCACCAUUCAAUCUCCACGAUUAAUUCGUAUACCUACCAUAAUAUUGUCAACUAUGAUUGAUUUCGUUUAGCUUUGUUUUUAUUGAUCAUAAAAUUUAUUUUUAAAUUAUUAUCAUAUUAUUAUAUACAUGGACCCACAAAUUCAACGAAUGUACACAAUUUAAUUGAAAUUUACGGAUUUUAAUCUGUCUGUCAUCGGUUAGUCGUAAAUUUUUAAUUUUUUUUUUUUGCCUUACACUGCCGUGCAUAAUAUACAGAAUUUAGAUCUAUAUAUUAUAGAAGCCAUAGGUUUUUAAUUUUAUUUUUGUUUUAAAUGUUUAUCAAAUAGAACGCGUAGGUAUCAUCAAUAUAAUAUAUAUGCUGUACAUAAACUUUAGUGUAAAUAUAAUAUUUUUAUAUAGUGUUAAGGUGUUUCAAUCUUGUGAUACGUUUAAAUUAAUUAUUACUACUAUUUAUUUAUAUAUUUUACUUAAUCAUUGAUACAAUGAUAAAUUAUAUUAUGUGCAAUGUGCAUACGUGUGGUAUAUUCACGUGUCCAUAUUUAUAUUAUACACUAUAAAUCAUUACGGAUUUACGAUAUGGAACUGCAAAGUUUACCGUUGAUGUAUGAAAAAUGAAAAUAAUGUUAAAUACUUAUGUUAUACCGUUGUUGAUAUUAUAAUAUAAAUAUUUACAGUAUGAGUAUUAAAGUCA
Acyrthosiphon pisum (pea aphid) is the source of this 2288-nucleotide messenger RNA. It is a transcript of the gene spz4, whose product is annotated as Spaetzle domain-containing protein 4. Lineage: Eukaryota; Metazoa; Arthropoda; Insecta; Hemiptera; Aphididae. Bases 268 to 1242 code for a protein of 324 amino acids. Gene Ontology annotation, biological process: central nervous system formation; innate immune response. The record is from RefSeq and is a predicted model, not a curated record. Gene Ontology annotation, molecular function: Toll binding; growth factor activity. Gene Ontology annotation, cellular component: extracellular region. The transcript has 5 exons.